Messenger RNA from Vigna radiata var. radiata (mung bean), 501 nucleotides. RefSeq lists its product as uncharacterized. NCBI's taxonomy places the organism in Eukaryota, Viridiplantae, Streptophyta, Magnoliopsida, Fabales, Fabaceae. The record is from RefSeq and is a predicted model, not a curated record. The transcript is spliced from 2 exons. Bases 1 to 501 code for a protein of 166 amino acids.
AUGGACGUCUACAUAUCUGACCAAUUCAUCCCACCAGAGUUCAAGAUGUAUGACGGGACGACUGACCUUGAAGCACACGUGAAAUCCUUCACUAACGCUAUGGCCUUUCGCACCGGGUGCGAUGCUAUUUGGUGUCGAGCGUUCUCUCUAUCCCUUGAGGGAGAAGCCCUGGAGUGGUUCAAUUCUCUCCCAAAUGAUUCUAUCGAAAAUUCAAGAGCUUGGCAAGGCAAGGACGAGUCGCUCAAGGCCUCUAUGGAUCGAUACCAGAAAACCGUACAGCGAGUUAAGAAUAUCAGCCUCAAGCUGGUCGUCCAGUAUGUAAUGCACGCCUUAAGGCCCGGCCUAUUCAAGGGCAGCGUCUAUCGCCCCCCUCCUAAGACCAUGGAGGAAUUGCGUCAACGCGCGGAGGACGAAGUUCGGGUAAAGGAUAUGAAGCAAAAUUACCGAAGAAAAAAGCAAGAAGCGAAGGCAGAUAGGACCGACGGAAAGAAAGAAGGCUAA